UAGGGAAUUGCAAAUCCCGUAGAGAAGAACGUCUCAUUAUCGCGAGACGGAGAAUCAACAUGGCUCGCUUCCAUAGAUUUCGCUAGCCAUUUUAGUCAAUUGAAAAAUCCCAAAAUCUGAGAGUUUGAGUUAUCUACUCGAAUUUCAAAUGACUCGACCAAUAAAGCAAGUACUGUAGCUACAUACAGUAAUUCCUCUUCCAGGUUUCUUGCGUCUUUGUUAACCAGCUAGCUAGAUAACGUUAACUGAGUCUGUCAUCCAGAGCUACCCUUGUUCAGCUGUCUAGCUAUCUUGAUUUGCCUGGCUGCACUCUUCACAGUCUUCAGUGUUUGUUUUAAGUGACAUCCUCCUCUUCACCACCCCACCUGAUUGACAGAAAAGAAGUGCUUCUCUCCUUGGGACUCGGUGUAACCCUCCACCCUAUCUACCCCUGUUGCCCCCAGAGCAGGGGGUAAGGACACCACAGUCGCCACAAUGCUGGAGUCUGUAAGGAACACGUUUCACGCCCAGCUGGCCACCGUCAUGGACUCCCUGCUGGCGGCAGCGGUGUGUGAGAUCGCAAAAAUCUUUGAGAGCAGUCUGUGUGAGCAGCAGGAGGAGCUGACACAGAGAGGAGAGGAGAUCACGGGCCUGAGGGGGAGGCUGGAGCGGGCAGAGAGGAGGCUGAAGAAGGAAGGAGAGGAGGAGGAGGAAGAAGAAGGAGAGGGCCUACUGGAUGUGGUAGAAGGACCAGUGAGAAAAACAGGAGGAGAUGGCAGCCCGGGGCAGCAGUCUGAACCAAGAGCUGGUUCAAGCUGGGAUUCGGAUGCGGCCUCUGAGACCCCUCCACUGGUCCAGGACAGCGGAUGUAAGAAGUCCCACAGGAUGAAAAAGGAGAGAACUGAGCUGGAGGGGUCCUCCAUCAAAGAAGAGCUUAAACAUUGCCCUCUUCCACAGUUCGAGGAGCCCCACCCUGCCCCUGUGGAGGGGGAGGGCCAAGGGCCAGGGAGGAGCUCUUCUGCUGGGGGUCAGAGGCUGGGAGAACCCUUGUCUGACACAACAGGGACCAAGGCAAAGUUAUCCCAUUGGGAGGGAGACCCCAGACCUCUUCAGAGCCAGAGCUCCACCUCCUUCUUCCAUGGCCCCCGGGUUGGACAUUUCUCUCCCAGACCCGACCACAGGUCUCCUGGGCGACCCUGGGCCAGUGGGGUUCCUCUAGAGCUUCAGGAUCCAAGCUUCCUGGACCAGAGCCCAGACCAGGUACUAGAGCAGAGAGAGCCCCGGCAGUCACAGGACCAAACCAACCAAUCCCAGAGAGGCCUGAGACCAAGAGACGACAGAGGGAGGGGCCUAGUUCAUCAGAACCGCUGGUCAUUGGCUGCCAAGGAUCCAGUCAGACCACACCCCAACGCAAAUGUUCAGAAACACGCACAAGGUCACGCACACACACUGGGCGGGGCGAGACCCUACACUUGCCCGUACUGCGGCAAGAGCUUCAGCUACCCGUCCCACCAGCGCAGGCACCUGUUGCGCCACACAGGGGUGAGGAUGUACCCCUGCUUGGUAUGCGACAAGAGCUUCCUGACUCCGUCAGAGCUCACGGUGCAUACCCGCGUCCACACAGGGGAAAGGCCGUUUGGCUGCACCCAGUGUGGAAAGCGUUUUGCCCGCAGCGGGAACCUCCGGGCCCACCAGAGAGACGUCCACCUGGGGAAGAGACCCUUUGUCUGCCAGGAGUGUGGCAAGAGGUUCGCCCACAGGGGCAACCUGAGGGUGCACUACCAGAGGGUACACCAGGGCCUGCCAUACCAUGAGGAUGAGUAUGACCAGGAUGGCAACACUCUCCCCUCUACUGGGUAAAGGGUCAACAGGGUCACAUUCAGUAGGAGCUAAUGGAAGAAAACAUUUUAAAAUGGAAAAUGAGUGUUCUUGCAGUGCAUUUGGAAAAUAUUCAGACCCCUUGACUUUUUCCACAUUUUAUUAUGUUCUAGCCUUAUUCUAAAAUUGAUUACAUUGUUAUUUUUCUCAAUCUACACUCAAUACCCCAUAAUGAAUACGAAAAAACAGGUUUUUAGAAUAUUUUGCAUAUGUAUAAAAAAUAAACUAGUUACAGGGGAGAGGAGGGGGGAUGAAUGAGCCAAUUGUAAGCUGGGGAUGAUUAGGUGACUGUGAUGGUAUGAGGGCCAGAUUGGGAAUUUAGCCAGGACACCGGGGUUAACACCUCUACUUUUACAAUAAGUGCAACAUCCCAUCCGAAAGACGGCACCCGACACAGGGCAAUGUCCCCAAUCACUACCCUGGGGCAUUGGGAUAUUUUUUUAGACCAAAGGAAAUAGUGCCUCCUACUGUUCCUCCAACACCACUUCCAGCAGCAUCUGGUCUCCCAUCUAGGUACCGACCAGGACCAACGCCGCUUAGCUUCAGAAGCAAGCCAGCAGUGGGAUGCAGACCCUUUACUCAUUACAUUGUUUAAGCACCUUUGGCAGUGAUUACAGCUUCGGGUCUUAUUGGGUAUGACACUACAAGCUUGACACACCAGUAUUUGGAGAGGUUUUCCAAUUCUUUGUAGAUUCUCUCAAGCUCUGUCAGGUUGGAUGGGGAGCGUCUCUAGAGAUGUUCUAUUGGGUUGAAGUCUGAGCUCUGGCUAGGACAUGCAGAGACCCGUCCCAAAGCCACUACUGCAUUGUCUUGGCUGUGUGCUUAGGGUCGUUGUCCUGUUGGAAGGUGAACCUUCAUCCCAGUCUGAGGCUGAGUGCUUUGGAGCAGGUUUUCAUCAAGCAUCUCUCUGUACUUGCUCUGUUCAUCUUUCCCUUGAUCCUGACUGGUCUCCCAUUCCCUGCCGCUGAAAAAGAUCCCCACAGCAUGAUGCUGCCACCACCAUGCUUCACCGUAGGGAUGGUGCAAGGUUUCCUCCAGACGUGAUGCUUGGCAUUCUGGCCAAAAAGUUCAAUCUUGGUUUCAGCAAAACAAAGAAUCUUGUUUCUCAUUGUCUGAGAGUCCUUUAGGUGCCUUUUGGCAAACUCCAAACAGGAUGUCAUGCCUUUUUUACUCAGGACGUGCUUCUGUCUGGCCGCUCUACCAUAAAGGCCUGAUUGGUGGAGUGUUGCAGAGAUGGGAGAACCUUCCAGAAGGACAACCAUCUCCACAAAGGAACUCUGGAGCUCUGUCAGAGUGACCAUCGGGUUCUUGCUCAGUUUGGCCAGGCGGCCAGCUCUAGGAAGAGUCUUGGUGGUUCCAUAAUUUUUACAUUUAAGAAUGAUGGAGGCCACUAUGUUCUUGGGGACCUUCAAUGCAGAAGACAUUUUUUUGGUACCCUUCCCCCCCCCAGAUCUCUACCUUGACACAAUCCUGUCUUGGAGUUCUACAGACAAUUACUUCAACCUCAUGGCUUGGUUUUUGCUCUGACAUACACUGUCAACUGUGGGACCUUAUAUAGACAGAUGUGUGCCAUUCCAAAUGAGGAAAACAAUGAAUUGAAUCCGUUUUAGAAUAAGGCUGUAACGUAACAAAAUGUGGGGAAAAGGAAAGGGAUCUGAAUACUUCCCGAAUGCCCUGUAUUUAGCAUGUUGUCUUCUAUGAAUUAGGCCUACCUGCACAUCUGUCUGCAUUUUAAACUCAUGUCCCAUAGGAAUGACUCCACCUGUCAAGAGACAAUGAUGAAGACAGGAAAUGGUGUGAGAGCGAGAAAGGAAAGCAGCGCUCCCUGCGGGAGGAAGAGAAGGCAUUUCUAAGUGUUGCAUCAUUUAAAGGGUUGUUAUAUUGU
Oncorhynchus nerka (sockeye salmon) is the source of this 3742-nucleotide messenger RNA. RefSeq names its product zinc finger protein 500-like. Gene Ontology annotation, molecular function: DNA-binding transcription factor activity, RNA polymerase II-specific; RNA polymerase II cis-regulatory region sequence-specific DNA binding. Gene Ontology annotation, biological process: regulation of transcription by RNA polymerase II. NCBI's taxonomy places the organism in Eukaryota, Metazoa, Chordata, Actinopteri, Salmoniformes, Salmonidae. The record is from RefSeq and is a predicted model, not a curated record.